GAAAUUCUCCAGAGGCCAGACUGCCAUCUUCACGAUCCUGCGCUGCACAGACCUACAUAAGCUCAUCAGGCUCCUUGCUACGCAUAAUCCCGAUUGCACAGGCUCAUCAGCGUAUAUACAGACUGUGCACGACUCUCUACUCAACUUAUGAAGGUAUAUCUCUUCCGCCAUGCUCAAACAGACAGCAACAUUCUUAAAGUGAUUCAAGGAACUCUUAACACUCCUCUGAACAACCAUGGCCAUCACCAGGCCUCACUGCUCGCUCGGCGCUUUCAGGCCAUUAAACCUUCGGAAAAUCAAAUAUUUUGCUCAGAUCUAGAUCGGUGUAAAGAGACGCUUGCGCAUGUACUGCGAGAGCGUCCCUCGCCGAUUGACCUCGACGAUGUGGUAUACACGCCACUUUUGCAAGAACGCUACAUGGCAGAAUUACAGGGCGUCUCAAAAGACCUUGUAGAGAAGCUUUGCAGAGAACAGAGCAAAACCAAAUGGGAGUUUGGUGAAGGCUCGCCUGCUCUGAUUGCACGUACCGCCCGAUUCUGGCAAGAGCAUGUCCUUCCGCUUUACGCAGAUAGAGACAGCGAUGAUGUUGCAAUGAUUUGCUCGCAUGGCGGCACUCUACUUGCUCUGACAGGCUCGCUGGUGACCACCUUUGGCUUCAAGGCAUCGGAUGAGCUGCCGCUGCAUGCAGCGAGUCCCAAUACCGGUGUCACUUUGCUGGACACACGGACAAUGACUGUCGAGUUGUACGCCGAUGCGAGCCACCUCAAAGUUGAGGGUGUUGAAGCAUACAACAAGGACAAGAACAUGGAAAAUGUGGACGUGUAGACGGCUCAAUAGAUGAUAUAGAUGGCCACGGCGUAUAGAAGGCUACGGCCAGCGCUGCGAGUUGAUUUUCUGCGACGAAAUUCCCGUUGCCACAUCGCGCGCAUCAACACAACCGACA
Protomyces lactucae-debilis is the source of this 943-nucleotide messenger RNA. RefSeq names its product histidine phosphatase superfamily. The transcript has a single exon. NCBI's taxonomy places the organism in Eukaryota, Fungi, Ascomycota, Taphrinomycetes, Taphrinales, Protomycetaceae. The coding region runs from base 148 to 825 and encodes 225 amino acids. Gene Ontology annotation, cellular component: cytosol. The record is from RefSeq and is a predicted model, not a curated record. Gene Ontology annotation, molecular function: fructose-2,6-bisphosphate 2-phosphatase activity. Gene Ontology annotation, biological process: fructose 1,6-bisphosphate metabolic process; regulation of pentose-phosphate shunt; negative regulation of glycolytic process.